Molecule: messenger RNA, 1596 nt
Organism: Mya arenaria
Lineage: Eukaryota; Metazoa; Mollusca; Bivalvia; Myida; Myidae
Product: inactive pancreatic lipase-related protein 1-like
Exons: 8
Coding region: 333-1403 (356 amino acids)
Biological process (GO): lipid metabolic process
Molecular function (GO): triacylglycerol lipase activity
Source: RefSeq, a predicted model, not a curated record
AUUUUAACAGCUCAUACAGGACAUUAUUUGUUCAUCUCUUAUCAAAAUCUCAUAAGGUAGUUCUCAAACAAACUAUCAACAAAAAACAAUUAGUUGAAUUGGUGAAAUACAAUUAACUUAAGUAGAGUAAUUAUCUCUAAAUAUUCAAUUAUGUUAUUAUGUAGGGCAAAGGGUGCUGCAUUUUAAAUAUUGUGCACUAAUGGACAGUACGUAUAGUACUAGUAAGAUUUAUAAUUAGUACAACAGCGGGAACAGUCUUUUCUUAAGUGAGGAUUGAUAUCUGGGUCGUUGGCAUCGGUCACCGGAACUGUAACAACAUCAGUCAGAAGAAGAUGUUGCUGAAACUUGUCUUUUGCUGUCAAAUUGCAACAAUUCUAGGUCUGUUUUGGAACCACGAGAUAUGCUACAAUGAUAUAGGAUGCUUCAAGAACAAUAACCCUUUCGACAACAGUUAUGGAGAGUUACCGGACGCCCCGGAGAGCAUAAAGGUGCGUGCGUUCCUGUGGACUCAGAGGAACCCUGAAUUUCCGGCAGAACUUUUCUACAAAGAGCCCCAGAGCAUCGCCGACUCGAACUUUGAUGCGAGGCGGCCCACCAAGAUGCUUAUACAUGGGUUUGAGAGUAGCAAAGAUGCAUCGCCUGUCGUCGCUAAUUUGUUUAGGGCAUUUAUUAAAACGGGUGACUACAACGUCAUAGGCAUAGACUGGUCAGCGGGCGCUAAGAAGUUCUACCCGAAGGCUGUGGCAAACACGCGUGUUGUGGGAGCCAUAUUACAGAGUCUGAUCUCGGUCCUCCAGGCGCAGUUCAGCCUAAAGCUUGCAGAUCUGCACGUGAUCGGCCACAGUCUGGGUGCUCACAUCGCGGGAUAUGUGGGGCAUCGCGUUCCAGGCAUUGCAAGGAUAACGGGACUCGAUCCGGCGGGUCCGGCGUUUACCAAGUCCGACGCCAUUGUCCGCCUUGACCCCACAGACGCGGUGUAUGUUGACGCCAUUCAUUCUGAUGGAGCGCCGCUCCAGGACGCCGGUUUCGGGACGAUUUUAUCUAUGGGCCACAAGGACUUCUACCCAAAUGGAGGGCAGGUGCAGCCCGGAUGCCCCGCCCCCAUCAGCACAACCGUCGAACAGCUUCUUACUGGACAGUUAAGCUCGGCAUUUACCACCGUGUCCUGCGCCCAUGACCGGGCAAUCUGGUACUUUAUAGAAUCUGUCCUGAACGCCAACUGCCAGUUUACUGCACACCCAUGCGACUCCUGGGCGACAUUCAAGGCAGGAAACUGCGCGUCAUGCGGUGGUCUCCCUUGCCCAGUCAUGGGAAUUAACUCUUCAAAUACGAAUGUGACUGGAAAGUUUUACCUGAACACCAACAAACAAAGUCCGUUUUGUGUAGGAAAUGUGUCCGACUAAUUGGUGUCACAGAUCUUUGACAGUUACUGUGCGUAUUUAAAGGAUAUAUUUUAUACAUUUAUUUAUACCUGUUAAUGUCAAUAAAACUGAUACCUAUUAAUGGCAAUUAAGCUGAUACCUGUUAAUGGCAAUAAAACUGAUACCUGUUAAUGUCAAAUUUUUUUCUACAGUUGCAAAUAAACUUGGAAUUUUA